AUGAUGUCCAUGAAAGCCAAACCGAGUUCGGAUCGAAGAUCGUGCAAGGUUAAAAAUCCCGAUCUGUCCAAGCUGGCUCGCGCGGGCAGAAAAGAGCACACCGCGCUCCAAGUCGAAGUCGAAUGCGAGGAAGAAUGGGCCAACUUGUUGGAUCGCAAGGGCCUGAUCCUCGCGGACAUCUAUUCGGAAUGGUGCGGCCCUUGCAUCGCGAUGGUGAGCACCCUGAAGAAGAUCAAGCUGGAGAUCGGCGUGGAUUCGAUCGGCUACGCGAUCGUGAAGAACGACAACAUCGAGGAUUUGGAGCGAUACCGUGAGAAAAGCGAGCCCGUUUGGAUGUUCAUCCAAGAUGGGAAAAUGGUGAAUCUGAUGUUCGGCGCGAACUGUCCUCAUUUGAGGAAGCUGAUCGUUCACGAGAUUAAAAGGGUGCAGGCCGGCGAGCCGCCGGAAAUGAAAUUGAACGUCCGCGACAGGACGCCGAUGGAGGAGGUUUUCUGGCAGAAGGAGCAGGCCAUUAGAAAAGCGAAAGAGGACCGACAGCGUGCCAAGGAGGAGGCCGAGAGGAAAGAGAAGUACGAGGCGUUCCUGGCACAGAUGAUGUUCGAGCUGUGCGAGGAAACCGCGCUGGUGUUCUAUCCGUGGGUGUUCAGGGACGAGGAGGGUCGCUACAGGGACAAAUACGGGAGCCCUCCGUACAGCGACCUGACCACCGCUCUCUUCAAGCAUAACUUCGACAUCCAGGAGGAGCAGAGGCUGCUCUUCACCGAGGAGAUCCUCGAGAAGAUGCUGGUCGAGAGCAACGUCGAGAUGACGAAAGAGCUGAUCGCAGGAUUUACCGACGACAAGACCCUGGCCCUUCGCCUGAAGGGCAGACGACCUCACCCCGACUGGCCAGUCCCGUACCCGUACGAUUGCCCGAAGGGAGCAGCCUUGUGCCCCACUCGAGAGAUCGACGACGUCGAGAACUACCUUUUCCAUCUGCUGAACAGCAGCAAGCCUUUGGUCCACGAGUCCGUAGAUCUGAACACCACCGAAUCGUACAUGCGGAGACACGUCUACGUCCACGAACCCGACCCCGAGGUGCCGGAGGACUUUCCGCGGCAGCAUCCUGCCGUUUGGAUACCUCCUCAGGCCAGGAGCAAAGUGAACGCGUUCCUGACCCUCUUCGGGAACUACAUGGAGCGGGUGCAUCCUUACGAAGAACCAUUGCCGCCGAUUCCAUAUUGCGCCUUCAAGUUCCACGCCGACAAAUUCGCCGCGGUGUACGACACUUGCACCCAGUUCCCCGACGCCGUGAAAUACUUCGGGGCGUUCGAGUUCGACAAACCGCCGUACGCCAGGCGGAUGGCUUCUAGCCCGGACGACUUCCAAAACAAGGUACGAUACAAAACCGGUGGCGAGGUGUUCGUAGUGAUCGUCGAAAGGAUCUCCGACGACGUGUUCCUGUCGUUCGCCAGCAACGAGCCGUACUUCGUCACCGAGGUCGACGAAGACGCGCAGGCGAUGAUAGACGAAUACUUCCCCGAGGGUGUCGAAGACAUGCCACCGGACAUGUUCGCGAUGAUUCAGGAGGAAGAGGAUCAAGAUUACGAACAGGAAGAGGAAGAGGAGGAGGAGGAGGAGGAAGAAGUGGUCGAAGAGGUGGAGGACCCCGAGGAGAUCGAUGUAGCAUACAAUUUUCUGUGAAAGUGCUGCACUUCUUUUCUUUUUAGAACGCAUUCCUAGACCUUGACGAGCUCUCUUCUCCGUGACAAAGUUCGACGAUAACGGAAUUGUAAGCUCGACAGACAUUUUAGAGAGCAUUCUCUCGAUUUAGUGUAAGGCUUCGUCGAAUGUACCGUGAAAAAAUAACAAGAUACAACGAUGCGUCGAGGUAUCCGAAGAAACA
Molecule: messenger RNA, 1885 nt
Organism: Megalopta genalis
Lineage: Eukaryota; Metazoa; Arthropoda; Insecta; Hymenoptera; Halictidae
Source: RefSeq, a predicted model, not a curated record